CUAGCCCAUAGAGGUUCCAGCAGUUCCAUUUGGCACUACUUCUAUUCACUACAGACUAGUGCCCAUGGACACCGAGGAGGACAUGAGUGACUCUGUGAUGCCCAUAGAUAAAGAAAAGGACUCGAGUGAGUCAGCGCUGUGUGGCCACAAGCUGCCGCUGUGGCUGGGGCUCCUGCUGCUCCUGGCGGCGGUAAGUCUGCUUGGGACCCUGAUCUACUUCGCUGUCAUUGCCAACAGCAAGGCCUGCGUGGAUGGCCUCCAAGCACAGAAGGAAUGUCAGGAGCUCAACCAACACGUGCAGCGCCAGCUAAACCAGGCCCAGGAACUCUUACAUGAGAAGGAAGCCGAAGCUGCUACCUGCAAACAGGCUGUGGUGACCCUGAGGGACUCUCUGAAGAAGGAGCAGGCACGAGUGGAGGAGCUUCAGGGAGAGUUGGCGGCUUUGAAGCAACAACUGCAUGAUGUUCUGACGAAAGAAAGAAGAAAGAGUGAGGCCUCAGGGGAGGACAACAGUUCAAUGUGGUUUUUCAUGUUGCUUGUGUGUACGCUCAUCAUCUGCAAGUGUCUGAAGAAAUGAGGUCCCAGAAAGCCGGCCGGCCACAACCAGGACCGGGCCGACUCCAGCUCGGAUUCCGGUUUGAGGCUUCCGGACCUGGCCAGUCCUGACAGGACCACAUGGCAACACGGUUGUAGGGAGGAUGGGGUAGCCUAAGGGGCCCAAGACAGGGCAGUCCUGAAAGGAUGCCUUGAGACUGGGAAAGUAGCAGAGCUGGCCCAGGGCCGCCUAGAGCUAGGGAUGGCACGCGAGUCGGGUUGCGGCCCCUCCAUCUUGCUGACACUGCUCUGAGAAAGUCACUUUCCUCUUGGGUCUUUGGACUCGAAAUGGAAACAUCCCUUUUGGGGAGAAAACUGGACUCUCGAGUGUUUGGAGCGUCAUUGGGUGACCUCCCAAAGCAUCUGUGGCCUGCCCUGCAGACAAAGGUGGACAUCCACUGACAUCCACAACCAGCCUUCCGUGCUCUAGAAUGGUCCUCAAGAUCUCGGGGGUUCCAGCAAGCACCAUCCCCCUGCAUCCCCAGCCCUCUUCUCUGCUGGCAGCCUCUAAAGGGCCCCGGUGAGAGCUCCCUGCCUGCAGCUUUCUUCUCUCAUCUCCUGGCUUCUCUCAUCUCAUUGCCGUUUCCUCUCCUGAUGGCACCGGCUCCACGAGGAAACCGAGGCUGAGACGAGGGGCACUCUGCCCUGGCUCCCAGUCCCUUCCGGCGGAAAGUGCAGGGCUGCGGCUCACACUUGGAGGAGCAGACUCGGGACAGAUCUGUGUCACCUUGUCCUGCCACCUCCAUCCCCCAAGCUCCUAUUCAUCCCGCAGGACCCAGCUCUGGGAGCCCCUCCCCAGAGACUUCUCUGCUUCUCAAAAUGAAGUCCUCGAAGAGUUCUCUGAUGACGUGGUGGUUAGGAUUCCAGGCUCCCGUGGCCUGGGGUCAAUCCCUGGUCUAGGAACUAAUAUCCCAUAAGCUGGGAGUCAUGACCAAUAAAAGGGAAAGAACGCUCUCCCUGUGUGUGCCUCCUGCUCCUAAAAUGGUGUUUGAUGGUGGCCUUCGUUAACUGAGCCCCUUAUAAGCAUAUGGUUUCUACGUGACUACAAAGAAUGUUCCCGAAUGCUUUAGUGGAAUGAAGCUUGUGAAAAAUAACAAAGAGCCAAAGUGGAAACUGUUUGAGUGACAAAAUAAAUAUCAUCAUGUGUAAAAGAAAUAUCCAUGAGUUCGCAGGAAUAUAAGUACAUGACUGACUAAAACAAUAAAUGAAAGAGAGGAGAAAAAUCUCCCAGGCCGAAGAAUAUCAAAUAACAUACACAAAUAUCUCACCCUCAAAAGGAUGAUGUGCGGGUCCCAUGGCUUUGGUGUGGGCUAUAAAUCGUCACCUCUUUCCAGAAGGCACAGGUGGAAGAGAGGAAGGAGGUAGCUUUCUGGUGGAGACGCCUGACGGACACCACCUCAGCCAGGGCAUCAUGAUCAACAUCACAGGGUAAGUCAGGCUGAUAGCCCAUAUCCUGGACACAUGAGUGUCAUGAGAACAGCACGUGCCCUCUCUGGUCCUUUUCGACAAAGGCCAGUCCAACCAUGAGAACAACCCCAGACCAAUCCCACCUGAGGACCACCGUACAGAACACCUGACUCUCCACUCUCAAUGUCAUCACGACCAGGAAAGCCUGAGACUCUGCCUGACACAAGGGAGCCUACAGAAGCAUCAGGACUCAGUGUCCUGUGAGGAUCCGGGGGCAGAAAAAGGACAUUAGGGGAAACUGAGGAGAUGGGAAUAAUGGGUGGAUUUCAGUUAAUCCUGUUAUUGGUCAGCACUGGUUCCUACAUUGCAACAUGUGCACCUUAGAGAUGAAUGGUGACCAAAGUGGUGGAAAUGGAAAUAGAGUCUAUGGAAUGUUUCUGGACUGUCUUUGCUGGGUUCAUGCAAACCAAAAUAAAGUGAGUCUUUAAAAAAUAA
Bubalus bubalis (water buffalo) is the source of this 2496-nucleotide messenger RNA. RefSeq names its product bone marrow stromal antigen 2. Lineage: Eukaryota; Metazoa; Chordata; Mammalia; Artiodactyla; Bovidae. Gene Ontology annotation, biological process: defense response to virus; innate immune response. The transcript has 5 exons. Gene Ontology annotation, molecular function: metalloendopeptidase inhibitor activity. Bases 65 to 577 code for a protein of 170 amino acids. Gene Ontology annotation, cellular component: Golgi apparatus; cell surface. The record is from RefSeq and is a predicted model, not a curated record.